AUGAAGGGCAGCUUUCUAACAGCGGUGCUCGUUGGCUUGACAGCCUUGACAGCCCCUAUCGCCGCUGCGCCUGAUCCGAGGCUUUCACGGAGAGGCCGAUCUGGUGAUACAGGGUUGCCUCUACAACCUUUGGAGCGCCGUCUGCUACACGCGCGAGACAGCUGUCCAGCACCCGUUGACAUACCCACAACUGCCCCAAAGGACAGUCCGUUCGUCCCCCUCUCUCAAGCUGAGAUUGAUAGCGUGGUGGAGUGGCUGCUGUCCCCAUCCCAGGGCCUUAAUUUGACGAACACCUCGAGCCCGACGCUAUCUCUGAGCGAUAAUUACAUUUGGCGCGUCGACGUGUUCAAACCUAACAAGACGGACGUCCUUGCUUACCUCGACGGCAAUGCAACUGCGGUCCCAAGAUAUGCUCUGGUCGCGCUUAUCCAAGGUGGUCUCGAUGAACCGAUUGUCGCUGAGUACACUGUCGGGCCUCUGCCCAUCUCCGAGGACACGGUGAUUCGUUCGUCCGACUGGGUGUACAAUGGUGUAAAUGGCGCCAAAGUUCUUUGGAGCGCAGGCUGGGUGGACUCAGUCCGUCAAGCCGCCAUCGACGACCUGGUGAAUGCGACCGUGUCACCUAUCGCGGACCUGACGGUUGAUCUCCUGGACAUGGCUUUCUAUGGCGCUGGUGAUCCUCGUACAAAUAUGACAUACUUCGCCUCGAAUCCUUCAUCCACGGACGGCUCCAAAAGCAUAUUUUGGAGCCCCUUUAGACGAUUGGGCAUCGAGCCUUGGGACCAGCCAUCGGAUCUGUACAUCCAGUUCGACGUUACUGGCACAGACGCCUCACUUUGGAAGGCCCUCAAAGUGGUCUAUAAUUUGCAAGUUUACAGUUCCGUCCAAGCUUUCUACGAGGCCUGGAAGUCCGGACAGGUCACAAAGACGCCGCCACCGACGACCAACAUCGAAUUUCUGUACAAGAACAAAACCGGCCCCACGCGCGAGUUGGAGGACCGUCUUGCACCAACGAUUGUCGCUCCAGAAGGCAACCGGUUCAAGAUUGACAGACCAAAUCAGUACGUGGAGUACUUGGGGUGGACCUUCUACAUUCGUUUCGACUAUGAAGUCGGGGUCCAGUUCUUCGAUGUCAAAUUCAAGGGCGAACGGAUCCUGUACGAGUUGUCUCUUCAAGAUGCCAUAGCUCAAUACGCCGGCCACAAUCCGUUUCAGGCCGGCACGGCGUACAUGGAUCGCUUCUACGGGAUUGGCUCGUCUGCCAUCAGAAUGAUUCCCGGGUAUGACUGUCCGUACCACGCCACGUACUUGGAUGGCACAUACUCGCCGGGAGUCGAGUCGCACACAGAGAACAGUACCAUCUGCAUCUUCGAGACCGACACGGGUACCCCGAUCACGCGCCACAAUGACCCCACGUGGGCACAAGCGACCAAGGGCUCCAAGCUGGUAGUGCGUAUGAUCGCGACGGUCGGCAACUAUGACUAUCUCUGGGACUACGGGUUCUAUGUCGACGGCACACUCAGCGUCGAUGCUCAUGCAUCGGGAUACAUCCAGGGCAACUACUAUCGACCCGACGAUGAAGGUCAAUGGGGUCCAAGGGUGGAACAGACGCUCGCAGGAACACUCCAUACGCAUGUCAUGAACUUCAAGGCCGAUUUUGACCUGAUUGACGAGAAGAACACGUUCGUCAAGACGGAGAUUGUGGUGGAAAACAUCACGCAGCCCUGGUUUGAGGAACUGGGCGAAUUCGAGAUGAUGCGCUACAACAUCACCGAGGUCCAAACCGAGGACGACGGGCUGAUCUACCACGGUCCAAACGGGCAGACCAUGUUCACUGUGGUCAACAAAGACCAGAAAAACAAAUGGGGUGAGCCUCGUGGCUAUCGUAUCAUCCCGGGUCUCUCGAACGUCCAUCUGGCCUCGCGCAAUUCCCCGUUUUUCCGCAAGAACGCCCAAUUCGCCAAGCAGCCCAUCGCCGUCUCGCACCAGCACGACACGGAGCCGGCGUCGUCGGCGACGCUGAACCAGAACGUGCCCGAAGCGCCGCUGGUGGAAUUCUGGAACUUCUUCGACGGAGAGCCGCUGGUGCAGGAGGACCUGGUCACCUGGGUCAACCUCGGCAUGCACCACUACACGCGGGCCGAAGACAUCCCCAACACCAUGAUGUCCGAAGCGCACUCGAGCAUCCUCUUCGCGCCCCAGAACUGGGGCAACACCGAGGGGACAAAGGACUUGUCCAACGCCGUCAUGUUCUACGCCGAGGGCGAGGACAACCAGAUCGUCAUAGACCAGAACGGCGUCCUGCCGCCGCCCUGCCUGGCCCUAGGUCCUGAGGAUUCGUUACAGGGGGUCUUUGAAGUCACCGGAUAG
Exophiala spinifera is the source of this 2370-nucleotide messenger RNA. RefSeq lists its product as uncharacterized. The transcript has 3 exons. Bases 1 to 2370 code for a protein of 789 amino acids. Gene Ontology annotation, cellular component: plasma membrane. The record is from RefSeq and is a predicted model, not a curated record. Gene Ontology annotation, biological process: amine metabolic process. Gene Ontology annotation, molecular function: copper ion binding; quinone binding; primary methylamine oxidase activity. Lineage: Eukaryota; Fungi; Ascomycota; Eurotiomycetes; Chaetothyriales; Herpotrichiellaceae.